Choloepus didactylus (southern two-toed sloth) is the source of this 862-nucleotide messenger RNA. RefSeq names its product 40S ribosomal protein S3a. The coding region runs from base 21 to 815 and encodes 264 amino acids. Gene Ontology annotation, molecular function: structural constituent of ribosome. Gene Ontology annotation, cellular component: ribosome; cytosol. Gene Ontology annotation, biological process: translation. The transcript has a single exon. Lineage: Eukaryota; Metazoa; Chordata; Mammalia; Pilosa; Megalonychidae. The record is from RefSeq and is a predicted model, not a curated record.
UUGGCUCUCUGAGCAGCACCAUGGCGGUUGGCAAGAACAAGCGCCUUACAAAAGGUGGCAAAAAAGGAGCCAAGAAGAAAGUGGUUGAUCCAUUUUCUAAGAAAGAUUGGUAUGAUGUGAAAGCACCAGCAAUGUUUAAUAUAAGAAAUAUUGGGAAAACACUAGUUACAAGGACUCAAGGAACCAAAAUUGCAUCUGAUGGCCUUAAGGGUCGUGUUUUUGAAGUGAGCCUUGCUGAUCUGCAGAAUGAUGAAGUUGCAUUUAGAAAAUUCAAGCUAAUUACUGAGGAUGUGCAGGGCAAAAACUGCCUAACCAACUUCCAUGGCAUGGAUCUUACCCGUGACAAAAUGUGUUCCAUGGUUAAAAAAUGGCAGACCAUGAUUGAAGCUCAUGUCGAUGUCAAAACUACCGAUGGUUAUUUGCUUCGUCUUUUCUGUGUUGGUUUUACCAAAAAACGCAACAAUCAGAUUCGGAAGACCUCUUACGCUCAGCACCAACAGGUCCGCCAAAUCCGGAAAAAGAUGAUGGAAAUCAUGACCCGAGAGGUGCAGACAAAUGACUUGAAAGAAGUGGUCAAUAAAUUGAUUCCAGACAGCAUUGGUAAAGACAUAGAAAAGGCUUGCCAAUCUAUCUAUCCUCUCCAUGAUGUGUUUGUUAGAAAAGUAAAAAUGCUGAAGAAGCCCAAGUUUGAAUUGGGAAAACUCAUGGAGCUUCACGGUGAAGGUAGUAGUUCUGGAAAAGCAACUGGAGAUGAGACAGGUGCUAAAGUGGAACGAGCUGAUGGUUAUGAGCCACCAGUCCAAGAAUCUGUUUAAAAUUCAGACAGAAUAAAGCCUUAUUUGUGAAAAAAAAAAAAAAAAAA